Molecule: messenger RNA, 2234 nt
Organism: Eruca vesicaria subsp. sativa (arugula)
Lineage: Eukaryota; Viridiplantae; Streptophyta; Magnoliopsida; Brassicales; Brassicaceae
Source: the annotation of a GenBank genome assembly
UCCGAUUAUCAUCUUCUUCGCCGAGAUCUACAUCUCAAAAUUUCGAAACUUUCUCCAUCUCCGAGCUACCCUUUACCUCUCCAACCUUCAAUGUCACGAAUCCAUCUCCAAAUUUCACUUCUUCCACCAUUCUCCUAUGUUUAAUCCGAGUAGAGAAUGGUUCUUGGGCUGGUCAAAUUCACGGGACUAUCCACAAGAUUACUCAACAUAUGCGUCCAUUCCCUCUGCAAAUUCCGAAAACUCGAGAAAGCCGAGUCCUUGAUCACAGACGGAAUCAAACUAGGCGUCUCUCCCGAUGUCGUCACUUACAACACAUUGAUCACUGGGUACUGUCAUUUCGUCGGAAUCGAAGAAGCUUACGCUAUCACUCGUCGUAUGAGAGACGCAGGGAUUAGACCCGACGUAGCCACGUAUAACUCUUUAAUCGCUGGAGCGGCGAAAAGGCUGAUGUUGGAACGUGUCCUCCACCUGUUCGACGAAAUGCUUGAGUGGGGGAUAUACCCUGAUUUGUGGAGUUACAAUACUUUGAUGUGUUGUUACUUCAAGUUAGGGAGACAAGAAGAAGCCUUUCGUGUUCUUUACAAGGAUCUUCGCCUCGCGGGGCUGAGUCCUGGUCCUGAUACGUAUAAUGUGCUGCUUGAUGCUCUUUGCAAGUGUGGUUAUGUAGACGAUGCGAUUGAGGUGUUUAAAGAGAUGCAGAGUAGGUUUAAGCCAGGGUUGAUGACUUAUAACAUUCUUAUCAACGGGCUUUGUAAGGCCAGGAGAGUCGGUACUGCGAAAUGGAUGUUAUCAGAGCUUAAGAGAUCGGGUUACACUCCUAAUGCGGUUACGUACACGACGAUACUAAAGCUGUAUUUCAAGACUAGAAGGAUUAGAAGAGGGCUUGAGUUGUUUCUAGAGAUGAAAAGAGAAGGGUAUACUUAUGAUGGUUACGCCUAUUUCGCGGUUGUUAGUGCUUUGGUUAAGACAGGGAGGACGAAAGAGGCGUUUGAGUAUAUGCAAGAGCUGGUUAGGAAUGGUAGGAGGCAUGACAUUGUUUCGUAUAAUACUUUGUUGAAUCUGUAUUUUAGAGAAGGGGAUUUGGAUGCUGUGGAUGAUUUGUUAGGUGAGAUAGAGAGGAGAGGAAUGAAAGCUGAUGAGUAUACGCACACGAUCAUAGUCAAUGGGUUGUUGAGGACGGGACAGACGAGAAGAGCAGAGAAGCAUUUUGUAAGUAUGGGAGAGAUGGGUGGGAUUGGGUUGAAUCUUGUGACGUGUAACUGUUUGGUUGAUGGGUUGUGUAAAGCGGGUUAUGUGGACCGUGCGUUGAGAUUGUUUGAGUCGAUGGAAGUGAAAGAUGAGUAUACGUAUACUUGUGUUGUGCAUAAUCUCUGUAAAGAAACGAGGUUUGUUUGUGCUUCGAAGCUACUUUUGUCGUGUUACAGUAAAGGAAUCAAGAUUCCUUCGUCGGCGAGACGAGCUGUUUUGUCAGGUUUACGGAUGUCAGGGUGUUAUGGUGAAGCGAAAAUGGCUAAAGCGAAAAUGAAACUGACUCAGGUUGGGAAUUCAUGACGAUAUUUACACAUGCUGACACAAGUUUUGAAGUGGAACUGUAAUGUACUUGUUAUGUAACAAUGAAUGAAAUGAAACAAAGUCUGAUUCUUAGCACAUGGAAGAGCGAAAUCUUGGCUUUUUUGUGAAGUAAAAGGCUCUCUUUGCAGUGGUGUUGUGUGUUCCAGGAAGAAGUCUUUUUGCAAGGAUCUGUUACCAGAAAGCUAAGGUAAUGAUGAAGGAGACGAUGGUGAAGUUACAAACAUAAGUGUGGAACUAAGUCUGAGAGACCAUUUACGUUUGGAAUGGAAAGAACUCGGGUUAAGGCAAGGUAGAUUGAUGAAAGGUUCACACGAAGGAGAAGCUACUUGGAAAGAUAACUGGCGGAUCUUGUGAGUUGAGUAGUAAGUUGAUUAAUGUGUGUUGAGGUGGGAGCACUAAAAGGACAGCAAAGGAUAAUUCUUAAAUAAAGAAAGGAAACUGAAACUGAUUUGUAUUGUAAGAUUUUUGCAACGGAAGCUAAUUACUGAACUACUUCCAUCCCCUGUUGCUACUUGUCACAGAUUUGUGGAAUGUUACUUUUGAGUAAGUAACAUUCCACAAAAGUUCAUAGAACAUCUCAUGUACGAAUACACAAACAUUGUUUGUUUUCCCAAUCCCCAAUAUGGACUCAUACUAGAGAGUGCUGAACAGGAUGCGUUGGC